Molecule: messenger RNA, 294 nt
Organism: Clunio marinus
Lineage: Eukaryota; Metazoa; Arthropoda; Insecta; Diptera; Chironomidae
Source: the annotation of a GenBank genome assembly
AUGAAAAGCAGAGCAUGGACUAUGCUGGGGGAUUAUAUGAUUAAUUAUCUUACAUGCAUGUCAUCGACAGUUUUUGGAGGCAGAGAUUAUAUCAUUAUAUGUGUAUUAGUCAUCAUUAGUGGCUUAACGAUGAGCAAAGUCGUUCAGCACUGCCUUUUGUUGGUUGAAUCGCUUAAUGAAAAUGAUAUGUCAAAUGUCGUUGUGAUGCUUGAUGAGAAGUUCUUCCGAUUACGUUCAAAGAUGAGACACGAGAACAAAUCUACAACAAAAUUACACUCUGUAGACAGAAGUUGA